Molecule: messenger RNA, 1797 nt
Organism: Phaethon lepturus (White-tailed tropicbird)
Lineage: Eukaryota; Metazoa; Chordata; Aves; Phaethontiformes; Phaethontidae
Gene: CREB1
Product: cAMP responsive element binding protein 1
Exons: 8
Coding region: 1-1026 (341 amino acids)
Biological process (GO): regulation of transcription by RNA polymerase II
Cellular component (GO): nucleus; ATF4-CREB1 transcription factor complex
Molecular function (GO): DNA-binding transcription factor activity, RNA polymerase II-specific; protein binding; cAMP response element binding
Source: RefSeq, a predicted model, not a curated record
AUGACCAUGGAAUCUGGAGCAGAGAACCAGCAGAGUGGAGAUGCAGCCGUUACAGAGGCAGAAACCCAACAGAUGACAGUACAGGCACAACCACAGAUUGCAACGUUAGCCCAGGUAUCUAUGCCAGCAGCUCACGCAACGUCUUCAGCGCCCACAGUGACCUUAGUUCAGCUGCCCAAUGGGCAGACAGUUCAAGUGCAUGGAGUAAUUCAGGCUGCCCAGCCGUCAGUUAUUCAGUCUCCACAGGUCCAGACAGUUCAGGUACUGACUGAGGAAAUUCCUAAUAUUUUUAGUCUAUCGGAGAUCUCCACUAUAGCAGAAAGUGAAGAUUCACAGGAAUCGGUAGACAGUGUCACAGACUCACAGAAACGAAGAGAAAUUCUUUCCAGACGACCCUCCUACAGAAAAAUUUUGAAUGACUUGUCCUCAGACGCCCCAGGAGUGCCAAGGAUCGAAGAAGAAAAGUCUGAAGAGGAAACAGCAGCACCUGCCAUCGCCACUGUUACGGUGCCAACUCCCAUUUACCAAACCAGCAGUGGGCAGUACAUUGCUAUUACCCAAGGAGGAGCAAUACAAUUGUCUAACAAUGGCACAGAUGGAGUACAAGGUCUCCAGACAUUGACUAUGACCAAUGCAGCUGCAACCCAACCUGGCACCACCAUUUUACAAUAUGCACAGACCACAGAUGGACAACAGAUACUUGUACCCAGCAACCAAGUUGUUGUACAAGCUGCCUCAGGAGAUGUGCAGACGUACCAGAUUCGCACUGCCCCUACCAGCACCAUUGCACCAGGUGUAGUCAUGGCAUCCUCUCCAGCACUUCCAACCCAGCCUGCAGAAGAAGCUGCACGGAAGAGGGAAGUGCGUCUAAUGAAGAACAGAGAAGCCGCACGUGAAUGUCGCAGGAAGAAAAAGGAGUAUGUGAAAUGUCUAGAAAAUCGAGUGGCUGUGCUUGAAAACCAAAACAAGACACUGAUUGAGGAGUUGAAAGCACUUAAGGACCUUUAUUGCCACAAAUCAGAUUAAUUUUGGAUUCCCAUUUUCACUUGUCCAGGUGGGCUAGAGACUGGUUCUGGCUAUACCCAGAAAGACAAAGCAAACUUUUUAUUUUCUAAACAUUUCUUUUUUUCUAUGCGCAAAACUGCCUGAAGCAACUACAGAAUAUACUUCAUCUGUGCUUUGCAUCAAACUGUGAAUGUUCAAGUACUUGCCUCCACUUCUCCCCCUACAAGAUUAUUUUCAUCAGUCUCGGCGUGAAGAAGAAGAACAGGCUUCUUUUUCAUCUCCCCAUCCUCUUCAAGGAGGAACAGUGGUCACUUGGGAAGUUACUGUGGGGAGGGUCCUUUUGUAAUGAUUUCAAGAACUUGUGCUGAGCUCUUUCCAUUGCCUUAGAGACAGAACCACCCCAGCCUCUUGGUCCAGAGAACAGUGGGCCACAUACAUGGAGCAUGCAUGGUGCAAUGAAGAAGCAAUGGUUGCCAAAUUGGUUUCACAUUAUGAACUAUAAAAAUACAUGGCUAAGCGGCAUGCCAAAUGAAAGGCACUUCACAGUCACGUUCUUGGUAUGGAGAUUAUAUACCUUUUUCAAACUAGCCCAGGAGGGUUUUCGAUUUGUAAUCUGUAUUAAGCCCUCCUGGACUAGUAAAAACUUCUCCAUACCUCAGAAAGAAAUGCAUUGAAAUGAGCUUCGCUGAUCGGUUGUUGCUUCUCGAAGCUUAUGUGUGCAAGUGUGUUCAGCAUACUGAAUGCACAAAAAGCAAACAGCAACUUCAUAUGAUAUUGGUUGGGAAAUUAUAU